This is a messenger RNA of Chara braunii, 4085 nucleotides long. The record is from the annotation of a GenBank genome assembly. NCBI's taxonomy places the organism in Eukaryota, Viridiplantae, Streptophyta, Charophyceae, Charales, Characeae.
AAGAGAGAAAGAGGGGAUAGGACGAGAGAGAGAGAGAGAGAGAGAGAGAGAGAGAGAGAGAGAGAGAGAGAGAGAGAGAGAGAGAGAGAGAGAGAGAGAGAGGAUGGUUGUGAGGGGUGAUGACGAAGCGGAGGAAGGGAGGGAGGAGGGAGUGCCAGGAGUGGUGAUAGAGGAGGGGGAGGAAAAGAAGGAGGAGGAGGCUGAGGAGGUAAAGAUGGAGGAGGCGGAGGACGAUGCGGAUAUAUCCCAAGAGGAUGGCUGGGCUGUGAUCAGCAGUUUCUUCGACGGGAAAGGAUUGGUCCGUCAGCAGCUUGACUCAUUCAACGAGUUUGUCCAGAACACUAUGCAGGAAAUCGUCGACGAAUCCGGGAAGAUCGAGCUGACAGCUGAAUCUCAGCAUAUUCCCGGUCACCAUGUCGAUCCGACGGCGGAGGUCAAGUACAAGGUCGAGUUCGGUCAAAUAUACCUCAGCAAGCCGAUGAUGACGGAGUCGGAUGGAGAGACGUCAACGUUGUUUCCAAAGGAGUCUAGGCUGCGCAAUCUGACGUACGCCGCUCCAUUAUACGUUGACGUCACGCAAACAAUCACCCAGAAAUUAGUACCAGGAAAGAGUGCCAAAGGAGGAGGAGGAGGAGGAGGAGGAGAAGAUGGAUUGGUUGGAGGGGAGGAGGAAGAGGUGGAAAAGGAUGUACAUAGCAAAGUGUUCGUAGGCAAAGUGCCGAUAAUGCUGCGAUCGGCGUACUGCAGCUUGUACGGACAGUCGGAGAAGGAGUUGACCCAGCUAGGAGAAUGUCCGUACGAUCAGGGGGGGUACUUCGUGAUCAACGGCAGCGAGAAGGUGUUGAUUGCGCAAGAGAAGAUGAGCAGCAACCACGUGUACGUGUUCAAGAAGGCUCAGCCGAGCAAGUACGCUUACGUGGCGGAGGUUCGAUCGAUGGCCGAGGGUCAGAACAGACCUGCAAGCUCGAUGUUCGUCCGUAUGUUGACCAAGAGCGGAGGGGAGAGAGGAGGUGGUGGUGGUGGUGGUGGUGUUGAAGGACCUGUCAUGAGGGCUUCCCUCCCUUAUAUACGACAAGAUAUACCGGUUGUCGUCGUUUUCAGAGCUCUGGGGUUAGUUGCAGACAAGGACAUAUUGGAACAUAUACUGUACGACAACGUCGUUGACCCAGCGAUGACGGAGCUGCUGCGGCCUUCGUUGGAAGACGCCUUCGUGAUUCAAAACCAGAUGGUGGCGUUGGAUUUCAUCGCCAAGCGGGGCUCCACCGUGGGUGCAACGAGGGAGAAGAGGGUUCGAUACGCAAAGGAGAUCCUUCAGAAAGAGCUGCUGCCACACAUCGGGGUCGGCGAGUUCUGCGAGACCCGAAAGGCGUUCUAUUUCGGCUAUGUCAUCUACCGGCUGCUGCUGUGUGCGCUGGGUCGGAGGGGAGAAGAUAGCCGCGAUCACUACGGCAACAAGAGAGUGGACCUGGCUGGGCAGCUGCUGUCCGGACUGUUCCGACAGCUGUUUCGCAAGCUGACAAAAGACGUCAGAACGUACCUGCAGAAGUGCGUUGACCAACAGAAAGAAGUCAACCUCGCGUACGCCAUCAAGGCGAAGACGAUCACCAGCGGCCUCAAGUACUCCCUAGCAACUGGGAAUUGGGGAGGCAGUCCAUCAGGAGGAGGAGGUGGUGCGGCUCGAGCUGGGGUAUCUCAGGUGCUGAACAGAUUGACUUUUGCUUCCGCUCUGUCUCAUCUCCGGCGGGUUAACUCUCCGAUCGGACGAGAGGGGAAGCUGGCGAAGCCCCGGCAGCUGCAUAACACUCACUGGGGGAUCAUCUGCCCCGCGGAGACCCCCGAGGGCGCGGCCUGCGGACUGGUCAAGAACUUAGCGUUGACUGCGUGCAUCUCCGUAGGGUCACCUGCCGCUCCCAUCCUGGAGUUCCUGGAGGAAUGGACCACGGAGAAUCUGGAGGAGAUCUCCCCCGCCGCGGUAGUCAAGUCCACCAAGAUCUUCGUCAACGGAAAUUGGGUGGGCAUCCAUCGGGAUCCCGACCUGUUAGUCCGAACGCUGAGGCAGCUGCGCCGGCAGGUGGACCUGCCAACAGAGGUGGGAGUGGUGCGAGACAUCCAGCUAGGGGAGCUGCGACUGUACACAGACGCCGGAAGAUGCAGCCGGCCGCUGUUUAUUGUGGAGAACCAGCGGCUGGUGAUAAGGAAGCGCCAUGUGAAAGCUCUGCAGCACAGAGAAGUGACCCAGUUCGGAUGGGAGGAGUUGAUCUCCCGAGGUUUUAUAGAGUACGUGGACACGGAGGAGGAAGAGACCACCGUGAUUGCCAUGACGCUUGCUGACUUGGUUAACGCCCACAAGGCUGCCAACGAUGCCUACGCUAUCUACACCCAUUGCGAGAUCCACCCCUCUCUCAUUCUUGGCGUUUGCGGGUCCAUCAUUCCCUUCCCCGAUCACAAUCAAUCUCCUAGAAACACCUAUCAGUCUGCUAUGGGCAAGCAAGCGAUGGGCAUUUACGUGACCAAUUACCAGUUAAGGAUGGACACGCUGGCGUAUGUGUUGUAUUACCCUCAGAAGCCACUGGUCACCACACGUGCUAUGGAUCACCUGCACUUCCGCGAGCUGCCUGCUGGACAGAACGCUGUGGUGGCGAUCGCAUGCUACUCGGGGUACAAUCAAGAAGACUCGGUUAUCAUGAACCAAUCGUCCAUAGAUCGAGGGUUCUUUAGGUCCAUCUUCUAUCGGUCCUAUAGAGACGAAGAGAGGAAGCAAGGAAGCCUGAUCAAAGAGGAAUUCGAAAAACCGGACAAGGAGUGCACCCUUGGGCUGCGACACGGGUCGUACGCCAAGCUAGACGACGAUGGACUGGUGUUCCCAGGCCUGAGAGUUUCUGGCGAUGACGUCAUCAUAGGCAAGACUGUGCCUUUACCGUCUCCUUCCCCCGAGGAUUUGGAGAUGAACAGUGAUGCCGUUCUCAGAAGCUGCAGCGAUAGCGGAAUGGGGUCCAGCCAUGUGUCCAGGUUCCAGAAGAAGGACUCUAGCACCGUCCUUAGACACAGCGAGAACGGGAUGAUCGACCAAGUCCUCCUCACUACCAACGAUGAGGGCCUCAGGUUUGUCAAAUUGAGGGUUCGAUCCGUGCGGAUUCCACAGAUAGGAGACAAGUUCAGCUCACGACAUGGACAGAAGGGCACCGUCGGGAUGACUUACACCCAAGAGGACAUGCCCUGGACUUGUGAGGGUAUAACUCCCGAUAUCAUUGUCAAUCCCCAUGCAAUCCCCAGCCGGAUGACCAUUGGUCAGCUGAUCGAGUGCAUCAUGGGUAAGGUGGCCACCCACGUUGGGAGAGAGGGAGAUGCCACUCCCUUCACAGAUGUGACUGUAGAUAACAUUAGCAAAGUUCUGCACAAGUGCCAGUAUCAGAUGAGAGGGUACGAAGUGAUGUACAAUGGGCACACAGGGAGGAGGUUGAGCGCACACAUUUUUCUGGGGCCAACGUACUACCAGAGAUUGAAGCACAUGGUCGACGACAAGAUCCAUUCGAGAGGGAGGGGGCCCGUGCAGCUGUUGACCCGGCAGCCGGCCGAAGGACGGUCGAGAGAGGGAGGACUCCGAUUUGGAGAGAUGGAAAGGGACUGUAUGAUUGCCCAUGGAGCGGCCGCCUUCUUGAAAGAACGGCUGUUAGAUCAAAGUGAUGCGUACAGGGUGCAUGUUUGCAAAAUCUGUGGUAUGCUCGUCAUAGCCAACCUGAAGAAGAAGACGCUGGAGUGUAGAGGAUGCAAGAACAAGACUGAUAUCGUGCAAGUGCACAUCCCGUACGCCUGCAAGCUGCUGUUUCAGGAGCUGGUCUCCAUGGCCAUAUCCCCAAGGAUGUUUACGGACGCCUGCGGGAUAAAAGGAGGAGAAGGAGACGAAGCUGCGCUGAGAGGAUCAUGUGUGGAAAUGGGGGGAAGGGAAACGGCACAGCAGCAGGAGGAGGAGGAGCAGCAGCAGCAGCAGGAGGAGGAGGAGGUGGUGGUGGUUUGGAGGUGACUGUCUGUUCAUGAAUCAUGGGUGAAGAGCAUCUGAAGAUUCUGAACAAACUCAGAUUGCCAUC